AUGUCUUUGUGGAGUGGAAACAAGCAGUUGUUAUGCAAGGUGUUCCCAUCACCAUUUGGGGAAAUAACAUCAGAUUGGUUCCUCAAACUGCUAAAGGAAUAUAUCAAAAAUUGGGAAGGCCUGGCUGAGAUGUUUGUGGCCAAGUUUGUUAUGAACAAAUUGCAGCCAUUGAGAGUUGAUUACCGGUUGGCCUUGAAGAUUGACAAUGGCAAAAGCCUUAGGGCUUACGCCAAGAAAUACUAUGAGCAAUCCCUUGCAAAGACCCUCCCAAAGAGCAUGGAGGAUCUCAUGGCAAGGAUUGAGAAAUACGCAAGAGCGGAGGAAGACACGAAAGUAAAGAAGGAUCUUGGAAAGAAUCAGGAACCAACCCUACUUCAGGGCACCGCAAAAGACCCCGAGGGAGUACAUAGGCAGGAAUUCGAGAAGAAUUGUGCUUACCAUGACGAGAAUGGGCACAUGACUCAAGGGUGUCGGGCUUUGAAACAACACCUGGAGGAUCUGGUCGGGUGGGGACACCUAAGAGACUUGAUAGACGAGGCAAAGACAAGAAAAGAACAUGUGAACAGGCACAAGCACAUGGAUAGGCAUCGACAGCACCACCACCACUUCCAGUGUCAUAGGCAGAUGGACCACGAGUUAUUAAUGUAA
This is a messenger RNA of Camellia sinensis, 648 nucleotides long. Lineage: Eukaryota; Viridiplantae; Streptophyta; Magnoliopsida; Ericales; Theaceae. The record is from RefSeq and is a predicted model, not a curated record.